This is a messenger RNA of Scleropages formosus (Asian bonytongue), 1005 nucleotides long. Its product is annotated as G-protein coupled receptor 183. The transcript has a single exon. The record is from RefSeq and is a predicted model, not a curated record. Gene Ontology annotation, biological process: G protein-coupled receptor signaling pathway. Gene Ontology annotation, cellular component: membrane. Gene Ontology annotation, molecular function: oxysterol binding; G protein-coupled receptor activity. The coding region runs from base 1 to 1005 and encodes 334 amino acids. Lineage: Eukaryota; Metazoa; Chordata; Actinopteri; Osteoglossiformes; Osteoglossidae.
AUGGAUUCCAGCAACGUGAGCUCCAACCAGAGCUGCAAUGUGUUCAUCUACACCAAGAGCUCCCAAGUGCUCUACCCAGUGUUCUACACACUGAUCUUUCUGGUCAGCAUCUCUGGCAACAGUCUGGUCCUGUACGUCACCUGUCAGAAGAAACAGAAAUUCAACUCCACCUCCUUCUACCUGAUCAACCUGGCUCUCUCUGAUGCCCUCUUCAUCCUGGCGCUGCCUGGAAGGAUCACCUAUUACGUUCGGGAGUUUGACUGGCCAUUUGGGGACCUCAUGUGCCGGGUGACCUCCGUCGUGUUCUACACCAACACCUAUGCUGGCAUUGCUUUCAUGACCUGCAUCAGCCUGGACCGCUACCUGGCCAUGGUGCACCCGCACCGGCUGCUGCGCUUGAGGAAGGUGGAGGCGGUGCGUGCUGUGUGCAUUUUGGUGUGGCUUCUGGUGUUUCUCCAAACCUGCCCCCUGCUCUUCAGAAGCAUGCUGGGCCACACCGAGGGCAAGCACACCUGCAUGGAGUACUUCACCUUUGACGGCUCUCCACUCAUCCCCUACCUGCUCCUCGUGGCCUGCACCAUCAGCUUCUGCAUCCCCCUGGUCCUCAUCGUCGGCUGCUACGCCCAGAUCAACCGUAAGCUGUCCAGAGCCGCCAGGCAGAACCCCAUGACGGGGCGCACCAAAUGCAAUCACAAGGCCAACCACAUCACCCUGCUGAUCCUCUUCACCUUCGUCAUCUGCUUCAGCCCCUACCACUUCAAUAUCAUGCAGUUCAUGGUGCGCAAGAUCCUCGGCCAGCCCUCCUGCGAGGAACUGAAGGCCUUCAAAACCUCCCUGCAGGUCACCGUGUCCUUGAUGAACCUCAACUGCUGCCUGGACCCGGUCAUUUACUUCUUCGCCAUCAAGACGUACAAGCGAAAAGUGGUGAGCCUCUUCAAGGGCUACCUGUCCACAUCUGCACCAUCCAGCAAGGCUGCGAUUGAGAACAGCAGCAGCAACACCUGA